AUGGACGCCUGGGAGGCCACCAAGGUGGUGUUCGACCGGGUGCAGGCGCUGGACCCGGAGAACGCCUCCAAGAUGAUGGGCCUGCUGCUCAUCCAGGACAACAGCGACAAGGAGCUCAUCCGCCUCGCCUUCGGCCCGGAGCACCUGCUCCACGCCUUCGUCGCCACCGCGCGCGCCGAGCUCGCCGGCAAGCCCGCGUCCCCGCCGUCGCCCGUGCUCGGCCCGCUGCAGACCGGCCCGCCCUGGGGCCUCCCGAGCCCCGGCGUCGGCCACCACCAGCACCACCAAUCGCCCUUCGCCGCCGACCAGCUCGGGUACGACGGCGGCGUCGACGCGUUCUACGCCGACGACUAUGACGUCUAA
Molecule: messenger RNA, 363 nt
Organism: Miscanthus lutarioriparius
Lineage: Eukaryota; Viridiplantae; Streptophyta; Magnoliopsida; Poales; Poaceae
Source: the annotation of a GenBank genome assembly